AUGGAUAAGGACGCGGUGCCCUCUGGGAGCUUUCUCACACCGCCCGGUGGUGAGAAGCGCGCAGGGCUGCGUUCCCAGCCCUAUUCUGCCUGCUGCUCCUUCCACUGCGCCCGGCGUCUCCCGCGUCCCUGGGAGGACCACGUGGACGAAGCCCUGGGCUUAGCAGCGCAGCCACGCCUGGUUCAAAUCAGGCGUGUGCUGUUUUUCCAGUCCCCUCACAUUGGACUAACACAGAAGACACUAGAAUCCAUCACCAGUGCAAUGUUAAAAGAGCCCCGCUGUCCACAUUUGAUUGGGCAACUGGAGGGAAAACUGCCGCCAAUAUUCAAAAUCCGGGAGAAGGGCCCCCCCGAGUCUCGCUUCCCUUUCUCCAUACACGGCUGUCGCCACAGGUAGGACAACUCUGGACACUACUUUGACUCUAGCCUGGGUCGUAAGAAGAUUUCUCCAGACAAGAGGCAACACAUUUCUAGAAAUUUCAGUCUUUGGGCUUGUGACUACCUUCCGUCUUGUCUUGAUGGCUUUGCAAAUAAGCAAAUAUCCGAUGUGUGCAGGGAGGCCGUGGUAAUCUCCAGUUUCAGGCGCUUCCCAAGACGUUAUAGUGAGAGAUGGGGUGCUUUUAAAUUCAUUCCGGAGCUAUUUAAAAGGAAAAGUAAGACUGGGCAUUGACAAAAAGGCCGUUUUGCCAAAAAUCCUCCCAGAAGAUUCUUGACGAGUUUUAUAAUAUUGCUGUUUCAUCAGACAUUGCAAAAGUAUGUUUUCUGGUCUAGCACUUUGAUUUAAUCUUCAGAAUACUUUUAUGACUUCUCCUAAGGUUGGAAAACAUUCAACUCCUUAUAAAAUAAAGGCAUGUGAAGCAAUAGACAUGUCAAAAGAAGCUUCUAAGACUGUCACCUUUUGGAGAGUUUAAAAAUUAUGCGCUUCCUAUGUGGUCAUGUUUUCAACUUUAAGCUACAAAGAAUACAGAGAAAGCAAGAGGUCCUCUUGUCCCACCUCACCUCUUAUCCU
Messenger RNA from Perognathus longimembris pacificus (Pacific pocket mouse), 1008 nucleotides. RefSeq names its product testis expressed 36 (gene Tex36). The record is from RefSeq and is a predicted model, not a curated record. Lineage: Eukaryota; Metazoa; Chordata; Mammalia; Rodentia; Heteromyidae.